GUUUUUGUUUUGGUGGUCUGCAGGGGUGUGCGACUGUUUUUAUUUCUUCUGAUAGGUAAUGGGUUGCAGUUUUUAAAGGUACUAAAGUGAAAAUCAGUGUGAAAUAUGGAUGGUACAAUGGAAGAUAAGCUUCUUGGGCCGGGGAAGGAAUGUGUAACGGACUUGAAAGGAAGAGUUUGGAUUGAAUCAAAUAAGCUCUGGAGGGUUGCAUCUCCUGCUAUAAUCACAAGAGUAUCAUCAUAUGGAAUAUUGAUAGUUACACAAUCAUUUAUUGGGCAUAUUGGUGAAACUGAACUGGCUGCAUAUGCGCUCAUCCAAAUCAUUCUAGUGCGCUUUGUAAAUGGAAUACUGUUAGGAAUGGCAAGUGCUCUAGAAACAUUAAGUGGCCAAGCAUUUGGAGCAUGGCAUUUUCACAUGAUGGGUAUCUAUUUACAACGGUCUUGGGUUGUUCUUCUUGCUACUUCAAUCAUAUUGCUCCCUUUUUUCAUAUUUUCUUCAAGCAUUUUAAGACUUCUUGGCCAGGAAGAAGAGUUUUUAGCAAAAGCAGGAAUUAUUGGGCUUUGGUUUAUACCCAUCAUGUAUACUUUUAUUUUUUCAAUGACAAUGCAAAUGUACUUACAAGCCCAACAAAAGAACAUGGUUAUUGGAUGGUUAUCUGGCGCAUCAUUUGUCGGUCACUUGAUCUUAUCUUGGCUUUUUGUGUACAAAUUGAACUGGGGGAUACCCGGCGCCAUGGUUGCAAUGAUAAUCUCCACGUGGUCAGUGGUAAUUGGGGAAUUUGUUUAUGUCUUUGGUGGUUGGUGCCCUGAAACAUGGACGGGGUUUUCUUUGAAUGCAGUUACUGACAUUUGGCCAGUAGUGAAACUCUCUGUAUCCUCGGGUGUGAUGCUUUGCUUAGAGUUUUGGUACAAUUCGGUGUUAGUCUUACUGGCAGGCUACAUGAAGAAUGCUACAAUUGCCAUAUCUGCUUUCUCUAUCUGCCUCAACAUCACAGCUUGGGAAUUUAUGAUAUCCCUUGGUUUCUUAACUGCAGCUUGUGUGCGUGUUGCAAAUGAACUGGGCAGAGGAGAUGCAAAAGCUGCAAUAUUUGCCAUUAAAGUCAACUUAUGUACUUCAUUGUCUCUUGGUGUGCUUUUUUCAGUUCUGUUUUUGGUAUUUGGACAUGUCUUAUCCUAUGCAUUUACAAGCAGCACAGAGGUUGCCAAAGCUGUGUCAAGCCUCUCCCUUUUAAUUGCUUUGUCAGUCUUGCUCAAUAGUGUUCAGCCAGUACUCUCAGGGGUGGCUAUUGGUUCUGGCUGGCAAUCUUUGGUAGCAUAUGUCAACCUUGGUUGCUACUAUAUAGUAGGGAUUCCUGUUGGAGCUUUGCUUGGUUAUGUUGCAAAACUGGAUGUUAAGGGUAUCUGGAUGGGAAUGAUUUCUGGGGUUUUAUUGCAAACGCUAAUGCUUCUUUGGAUCACUUGGCGAACUGAUUGGGAUGCUCAGGUGGCAGAGGCGUCACAACGUCUAAAGAAGUGGUUUUUGACACCUUCUGAAGAGUCUAAUGACAACACAAACCAUGCUUAAUCAGAGAGUGAGCCCCAUUUUUCUGUGUUGUAUUAUGCCGAGGAGAAAUAUUAAUUGCUUGAGAAAAAAAAUUAAGUCAAAUAUGUUAUUUUCUUG
Molecule: messenger RNA, 1659 nt
Organism: Telopea speciosissima
Lineage: Eukaryota; Viridiplantae; Streptophyta; Magnoliopsida; Proteales; Proteaceae
Product: protein DETOXIFICATION 20-like
Exons: 9
Coding region: 106-1563 (485 amino acids)
Biological process (GO): xenobiotic detoxification by transmembrane export across the plasma membrane
Cellular component (GO): membrane
Molecular function (GO): antiporter activity; xenobiotic transmembrane transporter activity
Source: RefSeq, a predicted model, not a curated record